This is a messenger RNA of Closterium sp. Naga37s-1, 1914 nucleotides long. NCBI's taxonomy places the organism in Eukaryota, Viridiplantae, Streptophyta, Zygnematophyceae, Desmidiales, Closteriaceae. The record is from the annotation of a GenBank genome assembly.
AUGGAGGCCCUUCCCAACGCACACUCACACGAUCCUAACCAGAAGCUGCAGGCACACAAGGGGGCAGCACUGCCGCACUCUGUGCAGCAGAAGCAGCAGAAGAAGCAGAAGCAGCACCACAAUCCCAUGGGUCUCCAGCAACAGCAGCAGCAGCCCAUGGGCGAGCGUCUAGAGGCAUUCUAUAGCACGCUGUGCCGCAUGGAAAGCGCAUGGGCUCACCACCGCUCUGCUGCCCUCUCUGCCUCGCCCCGAAAAAAGGACAGUGGGCAGAGUCUUUCCGUUGCUGGCUCGCGGGGCCCUUUUCCCCGCCCCCUCUCUCCCCCUUCUUUCCGCCACCCCCUCUCCCCCUCCGUCCGCCCCCUCUCCCCUUCCGUCCGCCCCCUCACUCACUCCUCCACGUCCCUCCUCUCCUCCUCUCGCUCCGCAUCUAAUCUCCUCCGCUCGACCACCCCCCCUCACACGCCACGCUCUCAGCGCUCCAACCGAAGCAACAGGGACGGCGUUAGUGAUAGAGGCCAUGGCUGGUUGAAGAGCAGCGGUGCUGGGGCAGAUUCGUUUGAGCCUCCGAGCUUCGUCCGCCCGCCCACCCCUCACACUGCUUCGCUUCUCCAAGCCACUGUCGCUGCUGCUGCUUCCACUUCCUCUGCCACUCCUCCUCCUCCUCCUAUUUCUGCUGGCGGUGGUGGUGGUGGUGCUGGUGCUCGUUCUGCUGCUGCUGCUGCUGCUGGUGCUGUUAUUGCCCUUCCUUCUCCUCCAUCUUCUCCCUCUCCUCCCUCCCCUCCCUCACCCCCGACUUUCCACCCUCCUGCGUUCUUCCCUCCUCCAUUAACCCUCCCAUCACCCAAAUCUGCACGACCCGGCCCCUUAACUCCCCCCCCACCUGUCUUUUCCGUGUCCUGGGCUGCAAAGUCAGCUACUGCUACCACUGUUGCUGCGAGAUCAGCUGCCAUUAUUGUUGCUGGUAAACCGGCCCCUAGUGCUGCUCUCGUUACACGCAGCCUAAGCUCCCCCUCUGCUUCCAUGUCACUGGCCGAUGUUGUUUCUUUAACCCAUCAUUCUUCUAACGAGGAUGAGUCUUUACGAGUGGGAGUAGGAGGUAAUGUAAGCAAGUUCGGAGUUGACUCAAAACAGGCAAAGGCUGAGCUGACGGCCUUCCUCCAGACCACCGAUUUCGACGAGCUGGUGGCGUUUCAGGCCAAGAUAGAGUCGCUUCUGCAAGACUUGACUGAUGAGACUCAGGUGCUGCAGCGCUUUGAGGGCUUCCCCAGCAGCAAGCUGGAGCUGCUGGUGCUGCUGACACUGCUAGAGCCAGUGCUACAACGAUUUGAGGGCUUCCCCAGCAGCAAGCUGGAGUUGCUGCGUGCGUCGGCAUCGCUGCACUUGCGCCUCUCCGCCCUCUCCCACGACCUUCAUUCUGCGUUGCCCAUGGGCAACGGAGGGGCAGCAGCUGGUGCUGGUGCUGCAGCGGCGGUGGCAGCCCCGGCGUCAGUGGCGGCGGUGGGAGUGUGUCUGGAUCGGUGCGAGCGGCUGUUUGACCGCGUGCGCAGGGAGGUGGAGGCAGUGGAGAGGAGCAGGGAGGAGGACGCUAAGAAGUUUGCAGCGCAGCGGCUGCCAUACAGCGGUGGCGCCAUCGAGAGGGUGAAGGCGGCGGCAGUGCGCCUCUCCUCCCGCCUCUUGGAGCUCUCAGCUCAGCAGGAGAGCAUGAAGCUGAGAGCAUCAGUGGAGCUGGUGGAUGGGCGCAUUCCCGUGUAUGAUGUGCCUCGGGUCAAGGCAGGCCUGUUUCUCCUCUGGCGCUGCUUCCAGUUCGCAUUCAGAGCAUACAAUUUUGCAGGAGGGCAGGAUGAAACGGCUGAGGAGCUGUCCCUUACAGUGGCCAAGGAGAUGGAGGCGUACCCAGCAUACAUGUGGGGAUGA